This is a messenger RNA of Cyclocybe aegerita, 3435 nucleotides long. NCBI's taxonomy places the organism in Eukaryota, Fungi, Basidiomycota, Agaricomycetes, Agaricales, Hemipholiotaceae. The record is from the annotation of a GenBank genome assembly.
AUGGCGACACCCACCAAAACAGUCCAGGUCCCUCUUCACAUCUAUACCUGGGGCGGCAGAACCGAGGUUGUGAAAGCAUUUGCCUUCUUUCCUGAUGGAAACCGCGUAGUGACCGCAGGACACGACGAUACUUCAACGCGGGUAUGGGACCUAGGUAACGGACAGGAAGAUGGCGGGCGCCUUUUGGGAGGGCAUUCUGCUCCGACGCUGAGUGUCGCCAUUUCCAAGCGGAGCGAGAUAACAGGUGGCCUAGACGGAAAGGUGCUUCUAUGGAACACAGAAACGCGCGCGGUGUCCAGAAUACUGCACCCAGGGUUGCCGGGGAUCCAGAUCUUGUGUGUAGCGUUCGGCCCCACUACUUCUCCCCAGCUUGUCGCAUCCAGCGGUUCAGACGGCGUCAUCAGGGUCUGGAAGCUUGGCCCCGACGAAUACUCGGAGCCCAUCAAACGAUUAGUUAUCCCAAACAAGCCGACGGUUUUUUCUAUCGCAUUUGCCCCUGGGUCACCUGGCGUCAACCACAUCGCCGUCGCAUCGAUCGACAAGAAGGUGCGGAUCUAUGAUGUGCACAGUGGGAUAGGCGAGCUACCAUUGGCCACAUUUGGGGCACACACCGCGUAUGCGCCGUCGCUCGCCUGGUUCCCUACAGGACAACAAUUAGCGUGUGCGGGGGACAAGGCGGUGCGCAUCUGGGACACGCGGAUCAGGGAGCAGGAGAUGAGCCCGAGGAUGCUAGGGGGGCACAGCAGGCUCGUGAAGACCGUUGCAGUCUCCCCAGAUGGGAGGUUCAUAGCGAGCGGGUCCAAUGACGGGACGCUGAGGUUGUGGAAUGCGGUAACUGGAGUUCAGAUCGGGUCGCCGAUUGUACAUCCUGCCUCUGCGGGUGUCGACGUCGUGGCUUUUUCUCCGGAUGGGAGCGUACUACUUAGUAUCGCCAAGAACGCAGGCUAUUUGUGGGAUAUGGCCUACCUCGAAGUAGAAGAAGGGCUUCAGUUUGUGAAGAGAGUGACGGAUGACCUCGUCGUGUCGUCAGCGGAACAGCAACGGGAGAUGCGGGAGACGUUCGAGAAUGAGCUAGACGAAAUUCGUCGAACGCACGAACAAGAACUCGCUGGUCUGCGACGGGAGCUGGGGCGAAUCAAGACACAGGAAGAGGAAAGAUUCCGCGCAUUCCAAAUCGCCCAUAAUGAAAUAAUGAAAACGCAGGAAGAGAAGUUCCACGCUUUGGAGAAGGUCCUGCACGACGCGAAGCAUGCGCAGGAAAUCCAAGUUGGCAAGGAAAGGGAAGCUUGGGAGGCCGAGUUCAAGACCGUGCGCUCCGGGCUCCGAGGAGCAGUUCAAGGGUACGAGAAAGGCUUCAAGGGGCUGGAGGAGGCGCAGAAGACCCAAGAGAAAGAGUUGAAGGAGCUGCAGGGUGCCCAUAAACGCGGAGAGGACACGCAAGAGAAGCAAUUCCAGGAGCUGAAGAAAGGCUUGCAAGACCUUUUUGCAUUAAUGCCGUUGGCCCUUCAUUUCAUGACCGACACUCGUUCACGCAAGAAGUCUCGUAAGGACCCUCAAAAGACGCAGGCUGUCGAACGAGAGGGAAACAGCGCUUCGAAACCCUCGUCUUCUUCUUUCUCAACGACAUUCGUUUGGCUAGUUGGCCUUAUUGCUGUAGCGACAUAUUGUUAUCUGAAUCCUAAAUUCGUCCAAGACUUGCUGGACGAUUGGAUAGGUUUCUCUGAGCACUAUGACGGAGCACCUGUAAUACAGCAGUCUUACGGCGAACGAUUACCCUCAGAUGUCGCAAGACGUGAUGCUGUUGUAGCUGCUUUCAAGCACUCAUGGCAUGCAUACGAGCAAAACGCGAUGGGCGCAGACGAAUACCAUCCCAUAAGCCAACAGGGAUCGAAUUUAACCGAGACAGGAGGGAUUGGCUACAUGAUUGUCGACGUGAUCGACACCCUGCAAUUGAUGGGGCUGCAGGAGGAGUACUCUCGGGCCCGGAGAUGGGUGGAUGAGAAGCUGAGUUUCGACCGUGACGACCGGUUCAGCACGUUCGAGACUACAAUCAGAGUACUCGGCGGCCUUCUCUCCGCGUACCACCUAUCCGGCCAGGACCCGCUUUACCUUGAGAAGGCGAUCGACCUCGCUGACAGAAUGCUUCCCGCCUUCGACACGCCGUCCGGUCUGCCGCAUCCCAUCAUCAAUCUUGCACAAAGGUCUGGGCAGGAACAAGAAGAGUUUCCCGGCUUGGUGAGCGUUGCAGAGGUCGCCACUCUCCAGCUCGAGUUCCGCUACCUGAGCCAUCUGACCGGGAAAGACGAGUAUUGGCGAGCGGCUGAAAAGGUUAUGGAAGUGGUGAAGCGUGCACGCCUUCCUCAUGGGCUUGCUUCUGUUUUCAUGAGCGUCGAUGAAGGCCAUUAUAUCACCUCCGUCAUUCGCCUCGGCUCACGAGGAGACUCUUUCUACGAGUACCUUCUGAAACAAUAUCUCCAAACUAAUAAAUCAGAGUUUGUCUAUCGUGAUAUGUACGAAGACGCUAUGGACGCAAUACACCAGUAUCUCAUCCAAGAGAGCAUGGGCACCAAAAUGACCUACACCUCCGAACUCGUGCCAGAAAACGGAGAGAACGAAGAAAUCUCAUGGCGACUGACCCCGAAGCAAGACCAUUUGGUAUGCUUCUUGGGUGGCUCGUUGAUGCUUGGGGCGACACGCACAGGUGCCCUCACAAGCCCAGUUUCCAUCCCACCCCGCCCCGAAGAACUCUCGGACAGGGGGAAACGGGAUUGGAAGACCGGCGUCGAACUCAUUAGGACGUGCAUGCAUACACAUGAUACCGCGACCGGACUAUCUCCAGAGACGAUAUAUUUCAGAGUUCCGAGCGACGGGAUGGACGUGUUGCCCAAUGCACCGCCAGACUGGUAUAUCAAGGGAGCAGCCGUUGGCGAAUUCCCGCCAUACGACGCGCGAUACAUGCUCCGCCCCGAGACGGUCGAAUCGCUCUUCAUCGCCUACCGCCUGACAGGCGACGAUGUCUACCGUGACCACGGCUGGCGCAUUUUCCAAGCUAUCGAGAAACAUUGCCAUGUAGAGAGCGGAGGGUACGCGACGGUGGUCAACGUAGACGAGAACCCAGCGCGCCUGGAGGACAAAAUGGAGACAUUCUUCUUGAGCGAGACAUUGAAGUACUUGUAUCUGCUCUUCGAUGGCUCGGAUACGAUCCCACUAAAUCAAUACGUCUUCAAUACGGAGGUGCGUGGACUGCACGUUGUCUUCCAACGCGCUGAGGCUUAUGAAGGUGCAGGCCCAUCCUCUGCCCAUCUUCCAGUCAACCAUCCAGACAGGAUUUACGUAGUACGCCCUCUGAUGUCCGAGGCCAAUGUCACCUUCAUUUAUACUAAAUCACCAAAGGGAUCUCUGAUGAGUGGACGCAUGCAUCAUAAUAGCAUAUGA